AUGGUACGGCAGCUUCAGGAUGGGAUGAUGGCGCGCGUCACGGGCAACGGAGCAAUCAACGAGGCAUUCGCAGUGACCAAUGGAGUGAUGCAGGGCUGCGUCCCCGCGCCUGCACUCUUCCCUCUCAUGUUCUUUUCCAUGUUGAUGGACGCCUACUGUGAUAGGCAUCCCGGGGCACGCAUCGCCUACAGAACCGACGGGCAUCUUCUCAACAGCAGGCGCAUGCCGGCGCGGAUGAUGAUAUCCACGACGACCGUUCACGAUCUGCUCGUCGCCGACGACUGCGGGCUCAGCACCGCGACCGAAGUGGACAUGCAAAGGAUCAUGGACCUCCUCACCGACGGGUGCGUCUACUUCGGUCUGACUAUGAACACGGAUAAAACAGUGGUCAUGCACCAAACGUCACCCAAACCGCUACACUGCCCUUUUCUUCGAAUUACUGUCGACGGUCACCAAAUAAAAACCAUAAAUAUUUAUAUUUAUCUCGGAAGCACACUUUCCAACGGCCCCAGAGUUGACGAUAAAGUUGGCCACCGGAUCUCCAAAGCCACCCAAGCCUACGGCAGUCUGAAGAACUUUGUGUGGAAUCGUCACAGCCUCCAACUGAAUGCCAAACUGAUGUGCAGGGCCGUUUUCUUGACGACACUUGUCUACGGACAGAGACUUGGACCGCCUACUCCAACUAUGCCAAGAAACUCAAACCUAUUCAUCUCAACUGCCUUCGCAGAAUACUAA
Spirometra erinaceieuropaei is the source of this 735-nucleotide messenger RNA. The record is from the annotation of a GenBank genome assembly. NCBI's taxonomy places the organism in Eukaryota, Metazoa, Platyhelminthes, Cestoda, Diphyllobothriidea, Diphyllobothriidae.